This is a messenger RNA of Hypanus sabinus (Atlantic stingray), 1814 nucleotides long. Its product is annotated as transmembrane protein 43-like. The record is from RefSeq and is a predicted model, not a curated record. Gene Ontology annotation, biological process: nuclear membrane organization. The transcript has 12 exons. Gene Ontology annotation, cellular component: nuclear inner membrane. Bases 66 to 1268 code for a protein of 400 amino acids. Lineage: Eukaryota; Metazoa; Chordata; Chondrichthyes; Myliobatiformes; Dasyatidae.
CCGCGCACGCGUGUUGUUGUACCUGAGGCAGGAAGCGGUGGUUGGGUGGUGGUGAGUGGGCAGCGAUGGCUAGGCCGCAGCACUCGGAGGGUAACGGCAGGGAUGAGCACGUGAGGGUCAGGUCUCACAGAAAGCCAGGCUUCCUGGAUCGUCUCAGUGAGACCACUGGGGGGAUGGUGAUGGGACUGGUGGCCUUCAUUCUCUCCUUCUACCUCCUCUUCACCAAUGAGGGAAGAUGUGUCAGAACUCAGAGGUCCCUGGAUGAGGGCCUUUCUCUUGUCGUUUCCUUGAGUGACAUCUACAGUCCAAUGCCACACAAUAACCAGAAACUUGUGCACCUGUCUGGACCUCUGAUGACAAUGCAGCCCCUUUACGAUCCAAACUAUGGCAUCACGCUGCACGUGGUGAAGCUACAACGACGAGUGGAGAUGUACCAGUGGGUGGAGUUUGAAGACUCGAGGGAAUACGAAGAGGGAGGUGAAAAGAAGACCGAGACCAGAUACUCGUACAGUACUGAGUGGAGAUCCGAGGUUGUCAACAGUAGGAACUUUGAUCGGGAAAUUGGGCACAAAAAUCCGAGUUCCAUGGCCGUUGAAUCAUUCACGGUGGUGGCUCCGUCUGUUGACCUGGGAAACUUUCACCUCUCUAAAGGACUAAUUGAGAAAGUGCAGACCUUUAAGAGGAUUCCAUUGUCCAAGUUUGAGCCCCCCCAUGCCGACAUCACUGUGCUAGAUGAUUACUUCUACCACAGCAGCAACGCCCGGAGCCCAGAGGUUGGCGAUGUGCGUGUGUCCUUCUAUUACGCAGGGCUGAGUGGUCAGUGGUCCUUCCUUGGACGUCCAGAUGUGGUGACCAUUGUGGCUCGUCAGGAGACCAACAUGCUGGGUGCGUACCAGACCAAGGCGGGGAACGUUCUAGAACUAUUGUAUGAGGAGCAACUCUCAGCAACGGAAGUGUUUGAGAGGGAGCACGCUGCCAACUCUGCCCUGACGUGGGCUCUGCGCUUUGGCGGCUGGCUCCUCAUGUUUGUCGGCAUCAAGCUGAUGACCCGGAUCCUUUACACUGUCGUGGACUGGGUACCCAUCCUCCGUGACGUGGUGAGCCUAGGUUUGACGGUAUUUGCACUCUCUGUGGCCACUUCCUUGACCCUGCUCACGAUGGCCGUGGGCUGGAUCUUCUACCGGCCCUUGCUGGCCGCACUGUUGGCACUCCUGGCCACUCUGCCCAUCCUGAUGGCGAAGUUCCGAGACCGGCCCAAGAUGUUGUGAGCCCAACGAACAGAGAGGGUGAGCGGCUGCUGUCCAUCAGCACGCCCCCUUUGCUGUUGUCCCCUCCCUCACUGGACGAUCCCUGUAAACAGUAUCACUGCAGAAACCUGACCACCUGUAGCCUGUUCCCCGAGCUUCAGUCCAGUGCGGUGCCGGGGGUUAAGAUGUCUACAAUGAACUCUGUUCACUGGGGACCAGUCUCCUGCUGAUGCCCACACACAGCCCUCCUGGGGCAUCGGCUGCCAACAGAGGCUCACCAGAGUCCUCUGUCAAAUUAUCUCCAGGUACAGUAAGCACAUCUUUGAAGACCUUUCCUCUCCCGGCAAUGAGGUCAUUGGAGCUUCAGCUGCUGUUUCUGUGACUGUGUUUUAGGGGAUGGGGUUGCUAGCCCUGUGUCUAACCCUCCUCACUUUGCAGCCGGGUUUGGGACCGUCAACAUCAGAGUUUACAGAGAAUCUGGUACCAUUUGAUUCCAGUUCCAGUUCUGCUUAGGGUGGGAUUGUGAUAUCUUCUAGGCAACUUUCUUAAUAAAAGUAUUGAAUCCAU